Benincasa hispida (wax gourd) is the source of this 962-nucleotide messenger RNA. Its product is annotated as small ribosomal subunit protein uS4y-like. Gene Ontology annotation, cellular component: cytosolic small ribosomal subunit. Gene Ontology annotation, biological process: ribosomal small subunit biogenesis; translation. Gene Ontology annotation, molecular function: rRNA binding; structural constituent of ribosome. Lineage: Eukaryota; Viridiplantae; Streptophyta; Magnoliopsida; Cucurbitales; Cucurbitaceae. The record is from RefSeq and is a predicted model, not a curated record.
AAGAAAAGAACGAGAUUGUAAAAACCCUAGCCGCUACUUAGUCUCUUCUGCUUCAUAUACUUCUCUUCUCCUCUCUUCUCCUCUCUGCCAUUCGAGAUCCUUCUGUUAGUGAAGCCGUAGCAGAGAAGAGAUCAUGGUGCACGUCUCCUUCUAUAGGAAUUACGGGAAGACAUUCAAGAAACCCCGACGUCCUUAUGAGAAGGAGCGUCUGGAUGCUGAGUUGAAAUUGGUUGGAGAAUAUGGGCUUCGUUGUAAGAGGGAGUUAUGGAGGGUUCAAUAUGCUUUGAGCCGAAUCCGAAACAAUGCUCGGAUGCUCUUAACACUUGACGAGAAGAACCCGCGUAGGAUUUUUGAGGGAGAGGCUCUCCUUAGGAGGAUGAACAGAUAUGGCCUUUUGGAUGAGAGUCAGAACAAGCUUGAUUAUGUCUUGGCCCUUACUGUGGAGAACUUCCUUGAGCGUCGGCUCCAAACUCUCGUGUUCAAGUCUGGUAUGGCCAAGUCUAUCCAUCAUGCUAGAGUGCUCAUCAGGCAGAAGCAUAUAAGGGUUGGAAGGCAGGUGGUGAACAUUCCUUCUUUCAUGGUGAGGGUUGACUCCCAGAAGCACAUAGACUUCUCUCUCACAAGUCCGUUUGGAGGUGGACGUCCUGGAAGGGUGAAGAGAAAGAACCAGAAGGCUGCUGCGAAGAAGGCUGCUGGAGGAGAUGGAGAUGAAGAAGAUGAAGAUUGAGUUAUUUAAGUUUUAUCUAUCACUAUUUAUCAGAGAGAAUGUUACAUCCUUCUUAGAAGUUUUGCUUCAAAUAUCUUUGAAUUAGAGAACUUGUUUGUUUUUUUGGUUAUGGGGAUUUGAUUAACCCAUUUUGGUUAUUAGUUGCCACAGUUUUUAUGCCUUGACUGGAUCGUUUGAAGGACUAUGUUUUUCUCAAUAUUUCUAUGCAUCAUGAUAUAUUUUUAGUUCUAUAAUA